Messenger RNA from Paramisgurnus dabryanus, 1874 nucleotides. It is a transcript of the gene rxfp3.2a, whose product is annotated as relaxin family peptide receptor 3.2a. The record is from RefSeq and is a predicted model, not a curated record. NCBI's taxonomy places the organism in Eukaryota, Metazoa, Chordata, Actinopteri, Cypriniformes, Cobitidae. Gene Ontology annotation, biological process: positive regulation of cytosolic calcium ion concentration; cell chemotaxis; immune response. Gene Ontology annotation, cellular component: membrane; external side of plasma membrane. Gene Ontology annotation, molecular function: C-C chemokine receptor activity; C-C chemokine binding.
GCGCAGCGCAAGAGUAAAAGAGGAGCAGCAUCUGGUGACAGUCAUUGUUGAGUGGACGUUUUACGCACAGGGGAUCUUUAAUAGCAUGAUGCACCAGUUUGAAGGAUGCUAAAAAUUAUAUCGCACAUGACAUCUUGUAGAAAUAAGCACUGGUAACGCUGUCGCAUCAUCAAAUUCGAGCGCGUAAAGCCGUGCCAUGCAGGGAAACGGGAGCUCGAUGGUACCCGGUCAGGCUCCAUGCGGACCGGCUCUAGAUGAAGGUGGUCUCCUGUCGAACCGGACCGCGGGGGCUCUCCAAAACCUCUCCCUCCGCUGCUGGCUUCAUCUGCUCUCCAAAGAGUCCUCGCCGGAGCUUUACGGCGACAACUCCAACAUGGCAAUGCGCGUCGUAAUCGCGCUCGUCUACCUGAUUGUGUGCGCGCUGGGACUCGUCGGGAACCUUUUGGCACUUUACCUGCUGCAGUCCCGCCACAAACUUAAGCAGUCAUCCAUCAACUGCUUCGUCAUGAGUCUGGCCGUGACCGAUCUCCAGUUCGUCCUGACGCUACCUUUCUGGGCCGUGGACACUGCUUUGGAUUUCCGAUGGCCUUUUGGAAAGGUGAUGUGCAAAAUCAUCAGCUCGGUGACCACCAUGAACAUGUACGCUAGUGUUUUUUUCUUGACCGCAAUGAGCGUGGCGCGCUACUGUUCACUGUCCUCUUCCCUACGGAUGCAGAGUCCCAAGACGGCUUCGGUGGAGGUGAAAUGGGCCAGUUUGGGCAUCUGGGUGGUAUCCGUGGUGGCCACCAUACCCCAUGCGGUGUACUCCACCACAGCGCAGCUAUCAGACGACGAACUGUGCCUGGUGCGCUUCUCGGACUCUGGAGGAUGGGACCCGCAGCUGCUGUUGGGUCUUUAUCAGACCCAAAAGGUUCUUUUGGGAUUCGUUAUUCCUCUUAUUAUCAUCUGCGUUUGUUAUCUCCUCCUGUUGCGCUUCGUCCUGCGGCGGCGCGUCAGCGGCAUUCCCGGGUCAGACAGCGAAAGGGGGCGUCACAAGCGCCGCUCCAAAGUCACCAAAUCCGUCACCAUUGUUGUACUGUCGUUUUUUCUGUGUUGGCUGCCCAACCAGGCUCUGACCCUUUGGGGGGUGCUUAUAAAAUUUGAUCUGGUACCCUUCAGUAACGCAUUCUAUAACGCGCAAGCAUACGCGUUCCCGAUUACCGUGUGCCUUGCGCAUACGAACAGCUGCCUGAACCCGGUGCUGUACUGCUUGAUCAGACAGGAGUACCGAACCGGCCUUAAGAAACUGCUAUUUAGGGCAACUCCAUCCAUUCGCAACCUGGCCAAACUGGUGUACAGGGGGAAGAAGGUGGCUGAAGCGCCACCUGGAGUGGCUGUGGUACCAAUAGAAAUUGGGAUGUGACAGAUAACAGUAUAAAGAACAUUGAGAACAUUUGAAAUUUAAAAUCAAUGCGUAUUCUAGCUCUCUUGAAACGUGGAUUUGCAAACAGUUUAAACUUAAGACAUAUAGGCUAAACGUCAAAUGUUGUAACACACUUUAUGGUGACUUUGAGUCUUUGGAUGAACAUGUUUCCAAAACUGGCAUUUUUAGGCUAUUUGUUUGUUUGUUUAACUGCAUGAGCUGGAGUGGAUAGCGAGGAAGCCAACUGACUUUCUUUCUAAAACGUUUUUAUCUAAACAAGAGAUAAAAUAUAAUUGUAUGAUUUUCAUACAUUUUUAAAAGAAAUAAAUGUUCCUAAAAGUCUUUUGACAGUCGGCAUAACCUUUAAUAUGUGUUGCACAAAAGGUUCUUUGUACAGAAAAAAACAAUGAACACCGACAAUAAAGAUAAAGAACAUUAUAAUAAAAUGUAUAGACUUAAUGCACUGUAAGUU